UUCUCCAGAGGGGUAUAUAUAACUGCUGGUAGAAGGGGGAGGCCCCUGGCAGCCAAAAUGAAGCUUCUACAGGUCUCUGUGUCCUGCUUGCUCUCCCUGCUUGUCCUGGUCGCUGCAGACCUAGUGGUGGAGGCCUCCAGCCCCGAUGAGCUGCAUCUCCACGUGCCGCUCUCCUGUGACCUCUCCUGUGACUCCACAGAUGACCAUGGAGGACAAAUCUCCUCCAACGACACCCCGGCCCCAGGCUCUGUGUGUCAGUCCUGUAACCCCCCUCGAAGCCUUGCUACACCGGCCGAAGAGGAGCCCCUAGCCUCCACAGAGGAGGUCCCCAUGGAGAGGUUGGCUAGCGAAGAGGAGCCCCUAGCCUCCACAGAGGAGGUCCCCAUGGAGAGGUUGGCGAGCGAGGAGGAGGAGGCUGCAUCUGAGGAGGUGGUAGCUGAGGAGGAAUCUGUGGAGUCUGCAGAGACUUCAGAGGAGGUCCAAGCAUCAGAGGAGAGGGUGGAGGAAGCUGCCUCGUCUGAGGAGGAAGAACUAGAGGAAGUUGCCUCGUCUGAAGAAGAAGUAGUGGAGGAAGCUCCCUCGUCUGAAGAAGAGGUUAUAGAGGAGGUUGAGGCAGAACAUGAAGCUGAGGAAGAAGAGGUUGUAGAGGAAGAGGAAGCAGUUAAGGAAGCUGUGGCCAUGGAGGAGGAAGUGGAUGUAGUUGAAGAGGAAGUAGAGGAAACAAUAGAAGAACCUGCAGUAGAGGAACCUGUUGUUGAGGAGGUAACGACUGAGGAGGUUGCCGAGGAGGAGGCAGUAGAGGAGGCAGUAGAGGGGGCAGUAGAGGGGGCAGUAGAGGAGGCAUUAGAGGAGGCAGUAGAGGAUUCAUUAGAGGAAGAAGUAGAGGAAGAAGUAGUAUUAGUGGCUGAACCUGUGGUGGAACCCAAGCUGGUUGAAUCCGAGCCAGAACCUGCGGUGGAACCUGAAGUGGUUGAACCCGAGCCAGAGGCGGUGGUCAAGGAGGUGGAUCCAGAACCAGAGCCUGUUGUAGAGGAAGCUGCUCCGGAACCCACUCCGGAACCUGCGGAAGCCGCUCCAGAACCUGUAGAAGCAGGUGAGGUGGUUAUGGAGGCAGUGAAGGAGGGCGAGCUGGUGGAGGAGGUGGCAGCUGUUUUGGAGGAGGUACAUGUUUUUGAGGAGGAAGCGGUGGUGGAAGAGGAGGCACCUGUUGUUGAUGUUAAGGAGGAGGCGACUGUUGUUGAGGAGGCGCCUGUUGAGGAUGUGACAGUGGAGGAUGCACCAGCAGAGGCAGAAGCACCAGUAAAAGUGGGUGAGGAGGCAGCAAAGCUCAGAGACUGCUCCCACAUCGAUGAGAUGCUCCGAUUGGUUUCUGCCGAAUCCUCGCCUGAGUUCUCUGCUGCUAUGAAGAAGCUGCAGCACAUCUACCACUCAGCCAUCAAGCCCAUGGAGACGGCCUACAAGUACAACGAGCUCAGAGCUCACGAGGUCACAGAUGGAGAGAUCACCUCCAAGCCCAUGGUACUGUUCCUGGGACCCUGGUCUGUAGGCAAAUCCUCCAUGAUCAACUACCUGCUGGGCGUGCACGGUACCCCACAACAACUUUACACAGGUGCUGAGCCCACUACAUCUGAGUACACAGUGGUGAUGCACGGUGACAAGUUCCGCUCAGUGGAGGGCAUCGUGAUGGCAGCCGACAGCUCCAGGUCCUUCUCCCCUCUGGAGAAGUUUGGCCAGGGGUUCCUGGAGAGGCUGGUGGGGAUUGAGAUGCCCCAUAAACUGCUGGAGAGAGUCACCCUGGUGGACACGCCUGGGAUUAUUGAGAACCGCAAGCAGCAGGAGAGAGGCUACCCCUAUAGCGAGGUGUGUCAGUGGUUCAUUGACCGUGCUGACCUCAUCUUCCUGAUGUUUGACCCCACUAAGUUGGACGUGGGCGGGGAGCUGGCCACACUGUUCAAACAGAUGAAGGGCCGAGAGUCCCAGAUCCGCAUCAUCCUGAACAAGGCAGACAGCCUGUCCUCCCAGGACCUGAUGCGUGUCUACGGCGCCCUGUUUUGGUCCAUGGCUCCUCUCAUCAACGCCACAGAGCCUCCCCGGGUCUACGUCAGCUCCUUCUGGCCCACAGAAUACGCAGCCGACACCAGCCGAGGGCUCUUCAUACGGGAGGAGAUCUCACUGCUCGAAGACCUCAACCAGGUAAUUGAGAACCAGCUGGAGAACAAGAUAGCCUUCAUCCGCCAGCACGCCAUCCGGGUCAGGAUCCACGCCCUGCUGGUAGAUCGCUACCUCCAUACAUACCACGAGAAGCUGGGCUGGUUCAGCGACCCCGACGAGGUGUUCAGGGACAUCGUCUCAGACCCUGACAAGUUCUACAUCUUCAAGUCCAUCCUGGCCAAGACCAAUGUGAGCAAGUUCGACCUGCCAGACAAAGAGGCCUACCAGGACUUCUUUGGCAUCAACCCUCCAUCAGGCUUUAAGCAGCUGUCCUCCCUCUGUUCCUGGUCGUCAGGCUGUCUGAUUGACAAGAUAGAGAAAGCUAUCACUGUGGAGCUGCCUGCCCUACUGAUUAGCCUGGGAAAGAAAGACAGUCCACCCCCAGCCAAGGCCGCCCCAGCCCCUCCACCCCCACUUCCUGAGGCAAAACCCAAGAACCGCUGGCGAAAGGAUUGAGUAGGAGAGAUGAAGAGAGGGAUGAAUGGAGAGAAGAGGACGGGGAGCAAAGGAAGGAAGACAAAAAGGAGGGAGGCCGAAGCCAGAGGCUGUACUGGGGUGACUGGACACGGGGAAGAGAGGAGAGAGGGAUGGGGUGGAGGAUAGGAAAUAUGUACAGCUGGGGAAAAAGGGGGAUUGAAGCCACAUGAAGUAAAUGGGAACCUUGCAGGCCCAUUACAAGUAAUCCAACAAGAAAAAAAAACGGAAACAAGUUUUUAAACUAUUUAAAUCAGAGACUCUUAUCUUCCUAAGUGUUAUUAUUUAACUCCGAACGAAAACAGGGAAAUAUAAACAAGAGUUUGUUUUAUUUCUGUUUGUUUGCCAGUUUGUUUAUUUUAUUUAUUCAAGUUUUUCUCUUCUUCUUCAUCCGUAGACAAGAAGGAAAAAUACCAGCGAUCAGUUACAGCAUAAUAUUCUAUUCUAUUGUCUUUAUUGUCAUUUCAAAAGGGUCUGGAUUUCUGUGCUCCUUACCAGCAGUCAGUUACAGCAUUCUUCUAUGGUAUUGUAUUGUAUUUUAUUGUCAUUUCUAAACGACAGCUUAUCUUCGUUGUCAGUGCAGUAUGUCAUUGCUGUGUAAGAACGCAUUUGUACAUUGAUGCCAGUUAAAUGGGCUGUAACCUUCUCUUCCUGUUGUUAUGGCUUUGCCUCAAUAUGCUGCUUGUCAAAGUCGCAUUAAAGUUGUAUUUUAUCCUUGUA
Messenger RNA from Oncorhynchus keta (chum salmon), 3405 nucleotides. It is a transcript of the gene srla, whose product is annotated as sarcalumenin. Bases 58 to 2667 code for a protein of 869 amino acids. The transcript is spliced from 10 exons. The record is from RefSeq and is a predicted model, not a curated record. Gene Ontology annotation, molecular function: GTP binding. NCBI's taxonomy places the organism in Eukaryota, Metazoa, Chordata, Actinopteri, Salmoniformes, Salmonidae.